CCCAGCUCAACGUUUGCACUCUCACCCUCAGCUAUAUUCAAUCGAUUUCUCAUUUCUCCUUCCAUCCACAUCCACCAAAAUGCCAGGCCGUCUCGAAGGAAAGAUUGCCCUAGUUUCCGGCUCAACUCAAGGCUUCGGGCGCGGAAUUCUUGAGACGUUCAUUCGCGAGGGUGCAGUGGUCUUAGGCAUGGACCUACAGGCCACUGACGGCCCUGUCGCUGGCUACCCCGAGCAUCAGGCCUAUCAAAUCAAAGCCAACGUUGCCGAAGAGCAAAGCUGGAAGAAGGCUCUCGAGACUUCGAUCACCAAGUUCGGAAAUGCUCCCUCCAUCGUUGUCCACAAUGCCGGAUGGUCAUACCCGAACAAGUCCGGUCUCGAUGUCACCGUGGAAGAGUUUGACCGUCUCUUUAAUGUGAACGUCCGGAGCAUUUACCUUGCUUCUAAGAUUCUCAUCCCCGAGAUGAAGAAGAACGGUCCUGGCUCCACGGUGGUCAUUUCUAGCGAGAACGCCAUUCGACCAGGCGCCACCCAGACAUGGUACAACGCUACCAAGGCCGGCGUUUCUUCAGCCACCAAGUCCAUGGCCCUAGAGUUUGCAAGAGACCAACUCCGCUUUAAUACGAUUUGCCCCACCUCAGGAAACACUCCGUUGCUGAACAAGUUUGCUGGUAUUGACGCUGGACCUGUUCCUGCUGAGAUCAUUAAAGCGAAGUGUGAGGCGAUCCCCAUCGGUCGCCUGGUCGAACCGUCCGAUGUCGCCAACGUUGCUCUCUUCCUGGCGGAACCUGCGAGUUCUAUUAUUAGCGGUGUUGAGAUUCUAGUAGAUGGUGCGCGCUGUGUAUAA
This is a messenger RNA of Aspergillus pseudotamarii, 844 nucleotides long. Its product is annotated as NAD(P)-binding protein. The transcript is spliced from 2 exons. The coding region runs from base 80 to 844 and encodes 254 amino acids. NCBI's taxonomy places the organism in Eukaryota, Fungi, Ascomycota, Eurotiomycetes, Eurotiales, Aspergillaceae. The record is from RefSeq and is a predicted model, not a curated record.